Messenger RNA from Aspergillus mulundensis, 1008 nucleotides. RefSeq lists its product as uncharacterized. The coding region runs from base 1 to 1008 and encodes 335 amino acids. The record is from RefSeq and is a predicted model, not a curated record. The transcript is spliced from 2 exons. NCBI's taxonomy places the organism in Eukaryota, Fungi, Ascomycota, Eurotiomycetes, Eurotiales, Aspergillaceae.
AUGCGUGAAGUUCCCAAGCGCCCAACCGUGAAUAGCAUUCGAGAAUGGCUUGGAGCUUCAAUAACACUUCAUGCUACUGAGUGGGAACAGACUAGGGACCUUUUGGCAAAUAUUAUCUACGACGGUGACUUUAUUGGACAAAACUUCAAGAAAGAGUCUGUUGUAGGAAGCUUAAAGGCGGCCAUAUAUGGUCGACUCGAUGAGUUUCCAAGUCCACUAAGGAAUGUUUAUCGAGCAGCGACCGAUGAUGACAAGGAUAAGCUUAACGAGGCUCUCUACCAGCUCGCUAUCCUGGGUAAGAGAACGUCCAAGAGAACGGAAGACAAAAAACUCGCAAGAAACAGCCAACUGCCGCAGAAAGCCCUCAGACAUCGCGGUGGACUAUCUACUCGCGUGGUUUCUGUCGAAAAUCGUGUCGAUGGCGCCUAUCACGGAGCUAUAUCUCUGCGUGAUCUGGGAAGAGGCGAGGUCAGCACGGCAGUCAAACCGCAGGACUUUGACCAUGGCAAGUUUACUGAGUGGAUUAAGGAUCAAUGCCACUAUGACAGCGCACGCCACCGACUCUUCUAUAUCAGCGCGCAUGGUGAUGUGAUUGAGCCCCGGUCAUUACAGGGCUGGAUUACGGGCCUGGACAGGGAGGCGCCGCUUUUCAUUAUAGACUGGAAAGCUGACCACAUCGCCUCGGACGCCACUCCCACAACCACGUAUCCUACUUAUUCGUCGACCAGGCCUAGUGCUAGCGGCAAGCGCGGCUACUCCGAAGUGUGCCCUGGAACUACCUCGAGACGUAAGAGGGGACAAAUGGAAGCCAUAUCCGGACCCAGCGAUUUGCAUGACAGGGAUGAGCGGUCCUGGGUAGACGUUGAUCACGAGUCAAUUGAUGCGUCUGACCUCAGCAACUAUGAUACCCAUGCCUUCGGCUGGAACAGCGAGGCUGCUCAAAGCAACAAUUCGAGUCCGCGCGGUGAACCUAGCUUGAUAGAUAAGCCCAGCUUAAUGAAUGAGUAG